CCAUAUCGAAGCGAAACCCUCUAACCCCCCUUUGAUAAAGUCUUCUCUCCUCAUCUAUAAUUGGUUUCACCACACCAAUCAAUCCACCUUCCAUGAAUCUGGAUUGUGGCUUAAGAACUAGAUCUUGCCGUGUCAUUCAAGACACUACCAUGGCUGUUGCUGCUUUGGACCUUCAAGAUGCAGAUGAAGAAAUUGUGGAUGAUGGUUUGAAACAGAGUUGUUGGGCUAAUAUGCCCCAAGAGCUCUUACGGGAGGUCUUGAUCAGGAUUGAAUCGUCCGAAGAUAAGUGGCCUUCCAGGAAGAAUGUUGUUGGUUGUGCUACUGUUUGUAGGAGUUGGAGAGAGAUCAUGAAGGAGAUCGUCAAAAGACCUGAGCUUUCUGGCUUGUUGACUUUCCCUAUUUCUGUCAAGCAGCCUGGUCCAAGAGAAUCUCUCCUCCAAUGCUUUAUAAAACGGAAGCGGUCUACUCAAACAUAUUUCCUCUACCUCAGUUUGACUCAAGCACUUGCUGAUGAUGGAAAAUUUCUUCUUGCUGCUCGCAAGUUUAGACACCCCACAUGUACCGACUACAUCAUCUCUUUACAUGCUGACGACAUGUCAAAGGGCAGCAGUAGAUAUAUUGGGAAAUUAAGAUCAAACUUUUUGGGAACAAAGUUCAUUGUAUAUGAUGGUUUGCCACCUCAUGAUGGAGCUAAAAUGACAAAGAGUCGCUCCACUAGGUUUAUGGGUUCCACUCAAGUCUCCCCUAGAGUUCCUGCUGGAAGCUAUCCAGUAGCUCAUAUUUCAUAUGAGUUGAACAUGUUGGGAUCCAGGGGUCCAAGAAGAAUGCAGUGCAUCAUGGAUCCCAUCCCAACUUCUGCAAUUGAACCUGGAGGUGUGGCUCCAACACAGACCGAGUUUCCCCUUAGCAGUGGUGAAUCUUUUUCUUCAAUUCCUUUCUUCCGAUCCAGAUCAAGCAGUGUGGAAAAAAGCAUGUCCGGGGUGUUGGGUAAUCAGAGAGAUGGGCCUCUAGUUUUGAAAAAUAAAUCUCCUAGAUGGCAUGAGCAGCUUCAGUGCUGGUGUUUAAAUUUUCAAGGACGUGUAACAGUUGCUUCAGUCAAGAAUUUUCAGUUGGUAGCCACACCACCUAGUGGACAGUCUGGACCACAAUAUGAGAAGGUUAUUCUCCAGUUCGGAAAAGUAGGGAAGGAUGUGUUUACCAUGGAUUAUCGCUACCCAAUAUCUGCUUUUCAAGCAUUUGCCAUCUGCCUGAGCAGUUUUGAUACCAAGAUUGCUUGUGAAUGAUGUGGACUGACAGGAGCAAGUUUGAUGCAUUAAAAUCAAUGGUGAGAUGGAAAUAAAGAUCUGAAAAAGGUAUGUUUUCAUGGCGUGAAUGCAGGCUUAACAGCUAAAUAUGUGUCCUAAUAUGCACGAAACAAGCAGAAGGAAAUUUCAAAAUAAGAAGCCAUUCAUUGAUGGCGCUGCUUUUGUGGGUUUUCAUCGUUUCUUUUGUACAUAGUAAUUAUUUUCUGUAAAAGUGUCUGCUUGUUUCACUGAGGGAUUUCAGUUGUAUGUUUGCUGUGGAACCAUACAGUUUACUGGGUUUUCUUUUCACCUCUUUUUGAGUGUUACAUAUGCAGAAAAAACACAUUUACAUUCAGUAAAAAAAAAAAGGGUUUUUUAACUGUAAAAGUGUGUUUUGUAAUUGGCCAGUUUCACUCUUCCUGUCUAGACCAUCAGACUCUUGUAAGUUUCUUUGUUCAAACUUGUGGCAUUAGAUGUGGUGUGGUGACCAUUUUAUCAUUAUGGUAGACUGUUUUAACCUUGCUUAGAAGUCAUUGGCUGGUGAAAUUGAGUGAA
Cynara cardunculus var. scolymus (artichoke) is the source of this 1838-nucleotide messenger RNA. RefSeq names its product tubby-like F-box protein 3. NCBI's taxonomy places the organism in Eukaryota, Viridiplantae, Streptophyta, Magnoliopsida, Asterales, Asteraceae. The coding region runs from base 93 to 1283 and encodes 396 amino acids. The transcript is spliced from 6 exons. The record is from RefSeq and is a predicted model, not a curated record.